Messenger RNA from Akanthomyces muscarius, 1707 nucleotides. RefSeq lists its product as uncharacterized. Gene Ontology annotation, molecular function: acetylpyruvate hydrolase activity. Lineage: Eukaryota; Fungi; Ascomycota; Sordariomycetes; Hypocreales; Cordycipitaceae. The transcript is spliced from 3 exons. The record is from RefSeq and is a predicted model, not a curated record. Bases 1 to 1707 code for a protein of 568 amino acids.
AUGGGACUGAGCAACGGAAAGACGGCGUCUAAAAUCAACUAUGUCGCCUUUGAGCUUCCUGGUGGGUCUGGGACGCCACUUUCGUCCUUGUACGAAGUCAUUGAUAUGGGACAAGACGGUAUCGCGAAAACUGGCGAGGUGCUGCCGCUUUCGAGUGUCAAGCUGCUCGCUCCGGUUUCUGGCCGGGAUGUACUGGCUGUUGGCAAGAACUAUGCUGAGCACGCGAAAGAAUUCAACGCCUCGGGGUAUGAUGCGUCAGACAAGGCCGAUAUACCCACGCAUCCCGUCAUUUUUACCAAAAGAGCCACUUCUAUUAUUGCCCACGGCGACGACAUCUUUCCUCACCCUGGCUUCACAGAGUCUGUCGACUAUGAGGGUGAGAUAGGUGUCAUUAUUGGCAGGGCUGGCUUCCGAAUCUCCGAGGCCGACGCCAUGAACCAUGUCUGGGGCUACACCAUCAUCAACGACAUGACGGCCCGAGAGCGCCAGAGAGACCAUAAGCAGUUCUACAUCGGCAAGAGCCCGGAUACAUUCUGCCCAAUGGGACCUGUGGCGGUUGCGAAGGAGGACCUCCCGUCCGUCCUGGAGAUUGAGACGACUGUCAACGGGGAGAAGCGCCAAACUGCCAAUACGGAUCAGCUCAUCUUCAGCAUACCGUACUUGAUCCAAACCAUGUCUGCAGGCCAGACGCUGCGACCGGGUGACGUCUUGGCCACUGGAACACCUGCUGGCGUUGGCUUCGGCUUCCGGCCUAUGAAGUUUCUCCACCAAGGCGACGAAAUCAGCGUGAGCGUCACGGGCCUCGGCACGCUCACGAACCGCAUUGCCUCUCCUAAUUCUGUGAACUCUACGUUGGAGAGUGUCUCUUCCGAGUCACAUAUUCCGCAGUCCAACGUCAGGGCACCUCCGUCAAUAUUGACAAGCAUUGGUGCCAAGCAUCUCUUUUACCAGAAGCUCGAGGCCAAGAGGGACUCGGGCGAGAACAUCGCUUUUAUCCAUGGCCUGGGGAGUAGUAGCAGCUACUUUGCAGCAUUGACGGCGCCCCUGCAAGAACAUGCCAACUUGCACUUGAUGGAUCUUGAGGGUCACGGCCUAUCGCCAACGUCGGCAUCGAGCACGCUCUCGAUUGCGUCCUUUGCCAAGGACGUAGCCAAUGUCCUCGACGCCGCCGGCGCCGAAGAAGUGACAGUUGUGGCUCACUCGCUGGGCUGUCUGGUAGCGGUCAAGCUUGCCCUCGACCGGCCGAACCUGGUCAAGAAGCUCGUCCUGAUGGGACCUCCCCCGUCUCCCCUCCCAGAGGCUGGCGUGACGGGCACGAUAGCCAGGGUAAAGGCGGUUCGAGACAAGGGCAUGUUUGAUGUGUCCAACACGAUUCUGCAGACGGCCCUGUCGGACGAGACCAAGUUAUCCAACCCUACAGCCGUAGCAGCCGUUCGUAUCUCGCUCUUGGGUCAAGACGCUGAGGGCUACGCCAAAGCGUGCGGUGCGUUAGCAUCAGCGCCAGGCAUGGAUUUUGCUCAGAUCAAAGCCCCGACUUUUAUAAUUACAGGAAGUGAGGAUACGGUUUCUCCACCUGCAUUAUGCGAUGGGUAUUCCAGUCAGAUUAGCAGAAGCAAGGUAAAGACGCUGGACAAGGUGGGCCACUGGCAUCUCUUCGAGGCGAGCGAGAGAGUGGUCAGCUUAGUGGCCAACUUUGUCAAGGAGUGA